UUGUAUCAAGCCUAGUUCCGUGUAGUAAAUCACAAAACAAUAAAAAUAUGAAACGAACAAAAAACCUAAUGACCCUUUCGGUAUUUAAAGUCUCAAUUAUAACACCGUAAUCAAUAAAGUCAAGCUCUCUCUCUCUCUUCUAUACGACGCAAUGAAGAAGCUCUACAAGAAAGGAACAGUACACCCGUCGCCGCAGAUAAAAUCCGACAACCAACUUCAUUCUCUCCUACCCGUUGCUAUAUAUUCACUAGCGGCAGUGCUCUCUCCCCAAGACCGUGAAGUCUUGGCCUAUCUCAUAUCAACCGCCUCUUACUCCGGCGAACGAAACUUUACCUCUCGCGUGAAUAAAACCAAACCCCGCAUAGUAUCUCAUUCCGACAACCACUCGCCUCUCUUCCACUGCGACUGUUUCAGCUGCUACACGAGUUACUGGGUCAGAUGGGACUCUUCACCUAGUCGCCAGCUGAUUCAUGAAAUCAUCGACGCAUUCGAAGACAGCUUAGAGAAGAAGAAACAAACGAAAAAGAAGAAGAACAUAACUGGAAAGAAAGACCGUAGAAAGCGUUCAGGGAAGUCUUCAGCUCUUGCCAGUCCUAGCUUUGGUCCGAACGAUUCAGAGGUUCCGAGUCGACUCAGUGACGAAUCCAUCACAAGUUCGAGUUCAAGCGAGUUGGUUGAUGGUGCUUGUAGUUGCAACGACAGUUUGGAAUCUACGGCGGAGUUACAGACCGGGAAGGCCUGUGAAGAGGGGGCGGCGGAGGAGGAGGAGAAGGGUUCAGUCAGGAGAUUUGUGAGUUUCAUUGGUGAGAAAGUUUUUGGUGUUUGGGGAUAAGAAAAUUUUACUGAGAAAAAAAAAAGAAAAGUAGAAAUGUUUUUUUCUUCUGUUUAUUCUCUUUUCUAGGACAAACAUGUUAGAUUACCGAAAGUUUUCAUGUGUUGCAUUAACUAUAGUAUAUAAUGCGACAAAAGUAUCAUUGUAUUAUAACAUCUUGAUUACAUCAAAAAUGUUAGUAUUAGUUGCACGUAUUUAAUACGUUUGUAUGUAUACCACUCACUAAUUGUGACCACAAAUAUAUA
This is a messenger RNA of Brassica oleracea var. oleracea, 1077 nucleotides long. RefSeq lists its product as uncharacterized. Bases 152 to 832 code for a protein of 226 amino acids. The record is from RefSeq and is a predicted model, not a curated record. Lineage: Eukaryota; Viridiplantae; Streptophyta; Magnoliopsida; Brassicales; Brassicaceae. The transcript has a single exon.